Molecule: messenger RNA, 686 nt
Organism: Bursaphelenchus okinawaensis
Lineage: Eukaryota; Metazoa; Nematoda; Chromadorea; Rhabditida; Aphelenchoididae
Source: the annotation of a GenBank genome assembly
AUGACCGAGACAAUAAAUGUUAACAUCUUUAAAGACAUUGAUGAGUUCAUCAAAGUAUCAAGUGUAAUAUUAAACCGGACUGAUUGGGACUGUUCGCCGGCUGAUCAGAAGGGAUACCAACAAAGUUUAGGAGCACAAACGAAUGAUGAAUGGGUAAAUGUUUCGAGUUUUUGUCAUUUCUUUAGUUUGAGGAGCUGUUCUUGUUCUGGAAACGGAAUGUGAGGAAUCAAACCAAGCCCAAGGAGCUGCAACAACAACUUUUGGAUUUUAACGUGCCUGUUGAGAACGUUGAAAGGAUAGUGGAGUUGUGGAAGACUGAAGCACCGGCUACGAUAAAGAAGGCCAAAUUGGUGUCGGCUUCGGGGAAACCUCAAGUUUCCGAUAUACGAUGGGGUUUGGAGCUGGAGAGAGCUACGUAUGUGUUUGACUUACUUUAAUGUAGUGGACAGAUCAAGCUAAACCUUAAUGUAACAAGUAAAUGAAUAAUAGAUGAAACUCAGCGACUUAGCAUCUCAUAAAGCAUUGUUUUUAGAAGGUUUAACACUCAGAAACGUGAGCCAUUGAUUAAUUUUGCCUUCAAAACUGAUCAGGGAUCAAAGAACGUGAAGAUGGACAUUGACCAACUAACACAACUUCAUUUAACGCUGAAAGAUAUUCAAUCACACAUUGAUUCGGUCUUUAAAUAA